GUUCGCCAUAUUGCUGCAACCGCUGCUCGCGCUCAAUGAGCAAGUGUCGAAAAGAUAAGCCCAACCUGUUCGGAAUACCUGCCUGCCGAAGGCAGAAGACUCACGGUUCAGAAUCGAUUUAAUUGUCCAUUGAGGCACACUCUUGUCGGGCGUGAAGUGAAGUCGGAGGUGGAAAAAGGUGCACCAACAGAAAACGGAAGUGCCUCUCACAGAGCAUACGUCUAGUUGCCGGAUAGGAUUAGUAUCGAAAGCAGCACCCACAUCUGGACAAAAUGGUGUCCGCCGAAACGAUUGGUUCGAUAUUCAUCAAAGUGUUCAAAUUGGCACUGAACCUGGUGGUUCUCAUCAUCUACCGGACCGGUUACGGGGGUGACUUCCUCGGUGUCGGUGGCACAUGGAACCUGAACGAGGAGAAAAAUCCCGACGCGGAAAUUGUGGCCUCCGGAGUGUUUGUCGGCUACUUCAUCUACACCUCGGUGCAGCUGAUUACGUUCUGCUUCGGUACGACCAAGCUGAAGCGCGAGCUAUCGGACACAAUCAUGAACGUGGUCGGUACGUUCAUGUGGGUCGCCGUCGGGGGCACCGCACUGCACUACUGGCACGGCUAUCUGGCGGAACACGACUUCCAGCACAUCACCUCGGAACGAACGGCCGGACUUGCCCUGGGAUCGCUUUGCGUUGUGACCGGUGCCCUCUACCUGGCCGAUUCGGUCCUGGCGUUCAUCCACUACGCCAAGCACGAGAACAGCAAGUACUAAGAGGAGACUGUGGACUGCGGAAACGCGGUUGGUCCACAGGUGUGACUGGUCGGUUGUGAGCUUGAAAUAUUGCACCCGGUGCAAUCAAGAUUUUCCCCCAAAAAAUGCGCUGGAAGUGUCCCCGUGUUGUAGUUAAUGUUAAGCAUAAGUAAGGUCCAAAAGAAGAGGAAAAACUGUCAUAUAUCAUAGGUACCGUAAGCUGUAAGAGUUUUAAAGAUAAGAAGAGGCGAAACGUUUACCUACUUUAUGCCUUUUUGCUUGGUGGGUGGCACAAUUACCAAGACAAAUGGCAAAUAACGACAUUUUCUGUAAGUAUUCUACAAGUAUAAAUACAUGUGUAUAGGCGUAGCAGUAAGAAACCGUGAAAAUGCAAUGUGCCGAAUUUCAUGCGGAGAAAAGCAAUAGACCCGGACAAUUCAAUGUAAAGAAUAAAAGCCAUAUUGAACAAAGCUAUAUUUCAGGAUAAAAUCAGAAUAUCAUUUACCAAUAAACACCGUUUGAUAUAAAA
Aedes albopictus (Asian tiger mosquito) is the source of this 1266-nucleotide messenger RNA. Its product is annotated as protein snakeskin-like. Lineage: Eukaryota; Metazoa; Arthropoda; Insecta; Diptera; Culicidae. The transcript is spliced from 4 exons. Gene Ontology annotation, cellular component: plasma membrane. The coding region runs from base 273 to 758 and encodes 161 amino acids. Gene Ontology annotation, biological process: septate junction assembly. The record is from RefSeq and is a predicted model, not a curated record.